UGCGAAUCGAAUCCGAGAACUGCCCAGCCCGUCAUUCCCGUAUCCGUAUCCGUCCCGCUUCCUCGGCGAAGAUAACACCGACUUAAGUGCUAUCGGAUGUUGAUGCUAAUUAUAGCAGUUCUACUGCUGUGGUGGCUGAAUCCGCCCAUACGACAUCCAUUCACUGCCAUUUGAUCAGUAACAGUCUCUAACGUUAUCACUGCACUUCCACUAUCUCCAGCACUCGUUUUACACCUGAAGCACGAUGCCUACUCGACCAGCACCAUCGUUGCCCCCUUCUUACCGUUCCGACUAUCGCGAGCGCUCUCCGUCCCCAGUAUGGGAUGCUAGUGGACGUGUGCCCACGUCCUACAACUCUUACCGUAACGACAGGAGUCCUGAUAUCGAGGAUGGCGAGCCAGAAUUUUACACACCUCACACUGCCAACGAUCGUCAAUACUCCGACACCAUCCCACUACGAGCACCGUCAACCUCAACACUACCAUUAGCUGGUCCACCACCACCCAAAGCAAGAGGAAACGUACAAUUCGUGUCUCCGGUGGCGGAGACUGGGAAGCAACGACAAGCGAGGAAUAAGUGGCUAACAAAACCAUGGUUUAUCUGGUUCGUGAGUUUGGUCCAGCUUAUCGUCUUUAUCGUCGAAAUCAUCAAGAACGCUCAGUUUACUGGUUCACCGAUUGAGAUUAAACCGUCGUUCAAUCCGCUAAUCGGGCCAUCGUCGUAUACUCUCAUACACCUCGGCGCACGUUUUGCACCGUGCAUGCACACGAUCGCAAGUAUUACAGACGAUUCAAGUUUGGGGUGGCCAUGUGUCAAUGAUACAAGCUCUACUCCUUUGAAUCAGUGCUCGCUUGAGCAAUUAUGUGGGAUGGGCGGGUUCAAGACCGACUUGCAGCCGGAUCAGUGGUGGAGGUUCAUCACACCCAUGUUCCUGCACGCAGGAAUUCUGCACAUCUUGUUCAACCUUCUUCUACAACUUCGUAUGGGUGCGGAUAUGGAACGUUCGAUUGGUCCUCUGCGUUUGGUUCCGAUCUAUCUUGCUUCUGGUAUCUUUGGGUUCGUCCUUGGUGGGAACUUUGCCGCGGACGGAACGGCGUCUACGGGAGCGUCCGGUGCGUUGUUUGGUGUGAUCGCUUUGACGCUCCUUGACCUUUGUAUGGAAUGGAAACGAUACGAGAGACCGGGUCGUGCACUGAUUUUCUUGCUCAUCGAGAUUGCGGUGUCCUUUGGGUUGGGAUUGUUGCCUGGCUUGGACAACUUCUCACAUAUCGGUGGGUUCGUAAUGGGUUUGCUUCUGGGUCUUGCGCUGUUGCGUACACCGUCUCGGUUCACGGAUGAGUACACUCAGACACCCUAUGCGCCUGUGACCAACCGACGCCUUCCUCGCCUCACGAACCGCUCGAAGGGGUGGUGGUUGUGGAUCCUGGUACGCGUGGUAGGCUUGGUAGGAAGUGUCGUCCUGAUGGCGGUGCUCAUCAACAACUUCUACAAUGGCGGAGGGCAUUGUAGUUGGUGCAAGUAUUUGAGUUGUGUGGGGAGCUGGUGUGAUGACGGUGUUAUCUCGACAACGACGACUGGAUCGUCGUAGGUUUUUCUUCUUGGCUACGAUGUCUACAGGCGGUGCGUACGAUUAGAAUGAGCAACACAUGUGGAAGUAGGUCGCUGGUGACAAUACCGGAGUGUGUGCACGAUUUUGGUCUUAGGUCUUGGGCAGAACAAUCAUGACUUGACCUACCGGUAUGUUUGAUUAAAGUCAAUUCCUAGGCUAGUCCAUUCUAUCCAGGGUCAUCUCCCCUUCAGCGUUGGAAAGAAUCCUAUGGUAUUGUACCGCAGCCGGUACAUAGUAGCGCCAAGGCCAGAAUUGAAAAGAUAUGUAACCAAUUGGCUAUACCAAAGUCACAUGAUUCAAGUUCAUGGUGAAAAUGGCGAUAGGCAACCGGAGAAAAUCAGCUGGAACUGUGGUACGACUGAUUGAUGGAGAUAGGGUUCUUCAUG
This is a messenger RNA of Saitoella complicata NRRL Y-17804, 1995 nucleotides long. Its product is annotated as rhomboid-domain-containing protein. The coding region runs from base 245 to 1588 and encodes 447 amino acids. Lineage: Eukaryota; Fungi; Ascomycota; Saitoellomycetes; Saitoellales; Saitoellaceae. Gene Ontology annotation, biological process: proteolysis. The transcript is spliced from 2 exons. Gene Ontology annotation, cellular component: membrane. The record is from RefSeq and is a predicted model, not a curated record. Gene Ontology annotation, molecular function: serine-type endopeptidase activity.